UAGCGUCCCAUGGCGUCACAUUGACGUCUCGCAUUCCAGGCACUCUAUGGAGAGGCCGCUAGGGCUCCUGUGGCAUAAAUGACGUGCCGAGAGGACGAGCGAACGCGCAGCCGGGAGAGCGGAGUCUCCUGGCUCCCGCCCCCCACCCCUCCAGCUCCUGCUCCUCCUCCGCUCCCCACACACAGACAAGCUCACACCCGCUCCCUCACUCGCACACACAGACACGCGCGCACACACGCUCCGCACACACACUCCACUCUCUCCCGCGCGCUCACACCCCUCUCGCCCUGCACCCUCGCGGGUGCAGCGCGGCGCGGCAGCCGGACGCCCCUUCCCGGGCUCACUUUGCAACGCUGACAGCGGUGGCCGUGGAGGUGGGAACGGCGGCGGCAUCCUCUCCCCUGGUCGCGGCCGGAGCCAGGGCGCCAGCGGAACCCCUCGGCGGCGCUCUCCCAUGAGUCGGGAUCGCAGCAUCCCCUGCCAGCCGCUCACCGCCUCUGGGAGCCGCUGGACUUGGAGACCGCAGCCCUUCCGGGACAGCAGCUGUGACUCCCCCCCAGCGCAGAUUUUGGGGCAGCUCUCUAGAAACUCGCUCUAAAGACGGAACCGCCACAGCACUCAAAGCCCACUGCGGAAGAACGCAGCCCGGCAAGCCCCGGCCCUGAGACUGGACCCUCAGCAGAGCUGGGCAGCACCGCCGCCGCUUCGCCUAGUCGUGCGUCUCCGCCUCCUUCACUCUCAGCCUCCGCUGGAGAGACCCACAGCCCCACCAUUCAGCGCGCAAGAUAUCCUCCAGAUAUGCCCUGCGUGCAAGCCCAGUAUAGCCCUCCGCCUCCAGGUUCCAGUUAUGCAGCGCAGACCUACAGCUCAGAGUACACAGCGGAGAUCAUGAAUCCCGACUGCGCCAAGCUGACCAUGGACCUCGGGAGCACCGAGAUCACGGCCAGGGCCACCACAUCCCUGCCCAGUUUCAGUACCUUCGUGGAGGGCUACUCCAACUACGAAUUCAAGCCCUCCUGCCAGUACCAAAUGCAGCCGCCUGGGCCGCGACCCUUGAUCAAGGUGGAGGAGGGCCACCCGCACAGCUAUCACCAUCACCAUCACCCCCACCAUCACCACCACCAUCACCAGCAACAGCCGCAGCCAGAGCCAUCCAUCCCGCCCUCCUCCGGACCGGAGGACGAGGUGCUGCCCAGCACUUCCAUGUACUUCAAGCAGUCCCCGCCGUCCACGCCCACCACGCCGGGCUUCCCCCCGCAGGCGGGGGCGCUGUGGGACGACGCGCUGCCCUCGGCGCAGGGCUGCAUCGCGCCCGGCCCGCUGCUCGACCCGCCGAUGAAGGCGUUGUCCGGCGCGCGCUUCCCGCUCUUCCACUUCAAGCCCUCGCCGCCGCACCCGCCCGCGCCCAGCCCCGCUGGCGGCCACCAUCUCAGCUACGACCCGACGGCCGCCGCCGCGCUCAGCCUGUCGCUGGGAGCCGCCGCCGCCGCGGGCAGCCAGGCCCCCGCCCUCGAGGGCCACCCCUACGGGCUGCCGCUGCCCAAGAGGGCAGCCGCGCUGGCCUUCCCGCCGCUCAACCUCACGGCCUCCCCCACCGCGUCCAGCCUGCUCGGGGAGAGCCCCAGCCUGCCGUCGCCGCCCAUCCGGAGCUCCUCCUCGGGCGAGGGCACCUGCGCCGUGUGCGGGGACAACGCUGCCUGCCAGCACUACGGCGUUCGCACCUGCGAGGGCUGCAAGGGCUUCUUCAAGAGAACGGUGCAGAAAAAUGCAAAAUAUGUUUGCCUGGCAAAUAAAAACUGCCCUGUAGACAAGAGACGUCGAAACCGAUGUCAGUACUGUCGUUUCCAGAAGUGUCUCAGUGUUGGGAUGGUUAAAGAAGUUGUCCGUACAGAUAGUCUGAAGGGGAGGAGAGGUCGGCUGCCUUCAAAACCAAAGAGCCCAUUACAGCAGGAACCUUCCCAGCCCUCUCCACCUUCUCCUCCGAGCUGUAUGAUGAAUGCCCUUGUCCGAGCUUUAACAGACUCAACGCCCAGAGAACUUGAUUAUUCCAGAUACUGUCCCUCUGACCAGGCCGCUGCAGGCACAGAUGCUGAGCAUGUACAACAGUUCUACAACCUUCUGACAGCCUCCAUUGACGUAUCCAGAAGCUGGGCAGAAAAGAUCCCUGGAUUUACUGAUCUCCCCAAAGAAGAUCAGACAUUACUUAUAGAAUCAGCCUUUUUGGAGCUGUUUGUUCUCAGACUUUCCAUCAGGUCAAACACUGCUGAAGAUAAGUUUGUGUUCUGCAAUGGACUUGUCCUGCACCGACUUCAGUGCCUUCGUGGAUUUGGGGAGUGGCUCGACUCCAUUAAAGACUUUUCCUUAAGUUUGCAGAGCCUGAACCUUGAUAUCCAAGCCUUAGCAUGCCUGUCAGCACUGAGCAUGAUCACAGAACGACAUGGGUUAAAAGAACCAAAGAGAGUGGAGGAGCUAUGCAACAAGAUCACGAGCAGCUUAAAAGACCACCAGAGUAAGGGACAGGCCUUGGAGCCCACGGAGCCCAAGGUCCUGGGCGCCCUGGUAGAACUGCGGAAGAUCUGCACCCUGGGUCUCCAGCGCAUCUUCUACCUGAAGCUGGAAGACUUGGUGUCUCCACCUUCCAUCAUCGACAAGCUCUUCCUGGACACCCUGCCUUUCUGAGAGGAGCAGCCUGAGCAGGGAGCCGCCUCAUCUGCUAGCGCCUGCUUGCUACGCAGCAGAGGGAGGGGUCUGGACACCUACCAUUCCUGUCCUUCCUUAAGAGAAAAAGCAGCUCCUGACAAAAUGAAAGACUUUUUUUUUUUUCUGGCACUUUUCCUUACAACCUAAAGCCAGAAAACUUGCAGAGUAUUGUGUUGGGGUUGUGUUUUAUAUUUAGGCUUGGGUUUGGGGUGGGGAGGGGGGUUAUAGUUCAUGAGGGUUUUCUAAGAAACUGCUAACAAAGCACUUUUGGAUGAUGCUAUCCCAGCAGGGGAAAACAAAAAAGGAUAAUAUAACUGUUUGAAAACUGUUUCUGGGGAAUACAAUUACAGUUGCUUUGUAUUUAAAAACAAGAACAGCCAAGGGUUGUUCGCCAGGGUAGGACCUGUCUUGAGAUGAUCGCUUUUAGAAUAUACUUCCUGUAUCAAGGGUACGUAUGUGGUGCAAACAAGGCAGAAAUUCCCUCGUCUUAAUUUCUUUCUUCCUUUAUUUUAACAAAUGGUGAAAGAUGGACGAUAACCUAUAAAUCAGACAUAGCAAAAUGAUAAUGGCUGUUCGCUUCCAUAUACAAGUGCAAUUUUUAAAGUGCUGUCUUACUAAGUCUUGUCUAUCAACUCUCCUUUAUUUUAUACAGAAAUAAAAAGGAGGCAAGUUAGCAAAGGACAAGUGCUAAUUUCCUAGCAGAGGUUUUUGUCCACCUGCCCUAUAGACCCCUUCUGAGGUAUGGUCCAUCCAAGAUUUCGGGCCAUUCUUACGGAUCCAGAUCCCUGCCCUGAUUGUCCAGCUGUCCCAAAGGGGGCUCAGAUUAUAAGAUGGAUUACAUACAACUGUUUUGGUUGUGUUCUAUCAACCCAUCCAGAGUUUCCUAAACUUCCUUCAGUUAUAGCAAUUGACUGACACAGUCAUGCAGAAGCCCAGCCGCGUUCAGUGAGUCUCAAGUGUUUGGUUCCUAGGUAAGAACAUGCAAAAAAUAGGAACUGGAUCAUACAGGGUAAACACCAGGGGUAAUAAGGUUUUUAAUAUAUACAAUUUAAUUUUUGUUAUCAGUUACAGAGACAAUUAUGGAGAGUAAGCAAGUCUUAUUUUUUAAAAAGUAGUAUGAAUGUGAGUCCUAGGAAGGAUUAAUGGGCUGCGUUUCAACAUUCCGUGUUCGUACUCCCUUUUGUAUGUUUAUACUGUUAAUGCCAUAUUACUAUGAGAUAAUUUGUUGCAUAGUGUUCUUAUUUGUAUAAACAUUUGUAUGCACGUUAUAUUGUAAUAGCUUUGCCUGUAUUUAUUGCAAGACCACCAGCUCCUGGAAGCUGAGUUACAGAGUACUUAAAUGGGGUGUUCACAGUGACUUGGAUACGCCAACUAGAAAUUAAAUAAGCAAAUAUAUAUAAAUAUAGCAGGUUACAUAUAUAUAUUUAUAAUGUGUCUUUUUAUUAACCAUUUGUACAAUAAAUGUUACUUCCCAUGCGGUUAUUUUAUGGUUCAUUUGCAGUGACUUUUAAGGCAGUACUGUUUAGCACUUUGAUAUUAAAAUUUUGCUUAUGUUUUGCUAAAUUCAAAUAUAAUGUUUGAAGAUUUCUAGGUCUAAAAGUCUUUAUAUUAUAUAUUCUGUAUCAAGUCAAAAUAUGUUUGGCCAUUUUGCUAAGAAACAAACUUUGAAUGUCAAACUGAUGUCACAGUAGUUUUUGUUAGCUCUGAGUCAUUUUUGCUUUUUAAAGGAAAAGUAACAAAACUAUGCUGUUUAUAUUGUCAUUAAAUUAUACAAUCAAACAAAUGCCAAAUGAAUUGCCUAACUGCUGCAAAGAGGAACCCAGAUAGCGAACCAUAUAUGUUUUUCUUCCAAGAGUCAUUCUGAUAGUUGAUCAUAUAUUAUGUUUGUGUGAGCUUUUAUGAAAGAUUAUUAUUUUUAUAUCAAGAUGAUAGCAUCUGGAAUGUUAGGAUCUUGGAAUGUUAAAACUUGGAAGGGGCCUGACUUGCCAGCUAGUCCACCCCAACCCCAAAAUUCACAGAGGAGAAAAUGGACCCAGCAAAGGGUAAAGAGUUACCCAGGUCAAAGAGCUAGUACCAGAAUCAAGUCUAGGACCUAAGUCUCUUUUCCAUAGUCUUUUUACUCAACUUACUGCAUCUAUAGGAAAACAGGCUUUUUAAACUAACCAGAAAUACUUACAUUUUACCUAAUAAUAACCACGAGUAAAGUAGUACUUUUGCAUUAAUUUUUUUCAGCUUAUAUGCGAACAUAAUAAACAUUAUUCGAUAUCAGGAAAGCUAACAUUUCAUAUAAGGUAGCUUCAGACCAAAUUCAAGUUGAAUUUGAAUGAGUUAGAAGUACUGUGCAUACAUAAUCCUUUCGUGCACCAUUAGUAUUGGAAAGUCAGUCCUUGUUUUUUUGUCAUGUCUGAAAAAGAAAA
This is a messenger RNA of Myotis lucifugus (little brown bat), 5117 nucleotides long. It is a transcript of the gene NR4A3, whose product is annotated as nuclear receptor subfamily 4 group A member 3. Gene Ontology annotation, biological process: regulation of transcription by RNA polymerase II; cellular response to corticotropin-releasing hormone stimulus. Bases 799 to 2679 code for a protein of 626 amino acids. NCBI's taxonomy places the organism in Eukaryota, Metazoa, Chordata, Mammalia, Chiroptera, Vespertilionidae. Gene Ontology annotation, cellular component: nucleus; transcription regulator complex. The record is from RefSeq and is a predicted model, not a curated record. The transcript is spliced from 8 exons. Gene Ontology annotation, molecular function: nuclear glucocorticoid receptor binding; RNA polymerase II cis-regulatory region sequence-specific DNA binding; nuclear receptor activity.